Rattus norvegicus (Norway rat) is the source of this 4875-nucleotide messenger RNA. It is a transcript of the gene Tbx22, whose product is annotated as T-box transcription factor 22. Gene Ontology annotation, cellular component: nucleus; RNA polymerase II transcription repressor complex. The record is from RefSeq and is marked provisional. Lineage: Eukaryota; Metazoa; Chordata; Mammalia; Rodentia; Muridae. Gene Ontology annotation, molecular function: RNA polymerase II cis-regulatory region sequence-specific DNA binding; RNA polymerase II transcription regulatory region sequence-specific DNA binding; sequence-specific double-stranded DNA binding. Gene Ontology annotation, biological process: positive regulation of DNA-templated transcription; negative regulation of transcription by RNA polymerase II; negative regulation of DNA-templated transcription.
UUCUGCCAGGUCCCAGAAUCAAGGAUUUCAGAACUGAUGGGAUGGCUCUGAGCUCUCGAGCGCACGCCUUCUCGGUGGAGGCCUUGAUGGGGAGACCCAGCAAAAGAAAAGCUCAAGACCCAAGAGAGGAGAUGCAGCCUGAGCUGCAGGAGGAGCAGUUCAUAGAGGAAGGGGAGGAGAUACUGAGCAGCCCUUCUGGGGACAGUGAGCAGCCGGAAAAACGACCCAAGGCAGAAUCUUCAAAAACUGUUUUCUCCUGCUCUGACAACGAGAGCAACAGCCUGGAAAGUCUGCUGGAGGAAAGCAUUAUCCAAGUGGAGCUUCAGGGAUCUGACCUAUGGAAGAGAUUCCACGACAUUGGCACUGAGAUGAUCAUUACCAAAGCGGGCAGACGUAUGUUUCCUUCUGUUCGGAUCAAGGUGAAAGGGAUGGACCCUGUGAAGCAGUACUAUGUGAUUUUGGACGUGGUACCGGUGGAUUCCAAACGCUAUAGGUAUGUGUAUCACAGUUCACAGUGGAUGGUAGCUGGAAAUACUGAUCAUUCAUGCAUCACUCCCAGAUUUUAUGUCCACCCGGACUCCCCUUGCUCAGGAGAAAACUGGAUGCGUCAAAUCAUCUCUUUUGAUCGAGUAAAACUCACCAACAAUGAGAUGGACGACAAGGGCCAUAUCAUUCUGCAGUCCAUGCAUAAGUACAAACCCCGUGUGCACGUGGUGGAGGAGGACAGCAGGAUUGACCUGUCCCUGAUUCAGUCCUUUCCUACUGAAGGAGUUAAAACAUUCUCCUUUAAAGAAACUGAAUUCACUACAGUGACAGCUUACCAAAACCAGCAGAUUACCAAACUGAAAAUAGACAGGAAUCCUUUUGCCAAAGGAUUUAGAGAUCCUGGGAGAAACCGGGGUGUACUGGAUGGAUUUUUAGAGACCUACCCCUGGAGGCCUUCUUUCACUAUGGAUUUUAAACCUUUUGUCCCAGACACACAAAAUGGAAGUAGUGGUUCAUCUCCAGUGACAUCUAGUGGAGGAGCUCCCUCUCCUUUGAACUCCUUACUUUCUCCAUCUUGUUCUCCACCUACGGUUUACAUACCACCAAGCUCCAUUGGGAUGACCCAUCCAGAGACGUACCUGCACAAUGUCAACGUGCCCUUCUGCUACAGAAUUUGUCCAACUAAUUAUUGGCGACCACAACCUUUUGUCUUACCUACUCCUGAAAGACUACCAAGCUUCAACAGCUCUCAGUCCUUUCCCCCACUCAUGAUGGAAGUCCCCCUGGUAUCCUCCAGGGGCUUCAUCAAUUCAAACAGUGGCUUACAUGAAGACUGCAAUGGCCAUUGUCUACAAGCAUCUCAUUCUACCAGUCAAAUGUUAUAUGGAUUACAGAAUCCUGGAAACAUUUUCCAUCCAAACCCCAUUGCCCAAGAAGCAAUCUGUUGUCCUUUUCAUCCUCCCAAUGGCUGUUAUAGGUACAAUGUUUCCAUGCCACCUAGAUUGGAAAAUGUUGCCAAUCACCUCAGUGAAAAUGGUACCAAUCAAAUUUCUUUUACUGGAGGCAGCUGUGAUCAUUCCCAUUGGUAUCCAGCAAUCAACCAUUACUUUUAAUAUGACAACAUCCACAUUUUAAGACGUUCACAUGUAAGCAUCUAUUUUCUUUAUUUUUAACAUACAUAAAAAACAUUUCUUAAAAACUUCCUUACCAAAAAGCAUUGCUUUGUUUUGCUUUUAAAGUAACUUAACAAAUGUUUGCAAGAAUUUCUAUAUAAUGUCAUCUGUGACCUGUAAUAAUAUGACAUUAUAAUAACCUUGGUCUUCAAGUAAGUUACUUAAUAAAUACUAUUUGAUAAGAUGUGCCAUCAGUGAUAAUUAAUGCCAGAAGAUUAAGUCUCCAAUUAUAACAUUAUUAAUUCACUAUAAUCUGUACAUUACACAAUUAACUAAGGCCAAAAAAAGAGAUGGGUAUAAUUCAUAUAAAAAGAAUAAAAGUAUUUCAGCCUUAUCUAUGAACAUUGGCUACACUAUAAACAGCUAUCAAGCAAUUAUGGGAAUUCAAAAUUCAAUCAUUUUGUCCAUUUAUAUUUUGCCAAUAGAAGAAAUAGUAAUUACAAUUUUAAGGUGUAAAUAGUUUUCAAAUAUUGUUUUCCAUUAACCUGUGUACCUUGAAUAAUAUUUAAUACUGAAGGGAUGUAAAAUUCACUUGAAAACUAUCUGAUAGCUUAUAUGUAAUUACUUCAUUAAGUGACAAGAAGUUAUUUAACUGAAAAUUAAAUAACAUCUCUGAGUUUUUUAAUUACUAUACUAGAGAAGAUAUUAAUUUUAUAGUUGUUCCACUAUGUGUAUAUAUAUAUAUCAAUGCUUUAGAUAUCAGAUAAUUUUGUUAUGUGUUACAGUUUUAAAUCUAAGCAUAUAUAAUUAAACUAGCAAUAGUAAUUAAUAAAAAGAGGCAACAUUUUAAAUGCUACAAGUUUGGCAUUUAUCUUAUUUUACUUUGUAAAUAGUUCGUAAAUCAUCCUUUGGCACUUUUAAUUAUAUUAAACAAGGGAAACCUUCAUACAAAAUUAGACUUUGAAGAAACCUAAAUCAAGUAGCCUAUUUUCCUUAAACUAGGCUGUCAAAUUGGCCAAGGUUUCCACCUGUUUGGCAUAUAUAUAUAUGGCAUAUAUAUAUAUAUAUAUGGCAUAUAUAUAUAUAUGGCAUAUAUAUAUAAAUAUAUAUAUAUACAUAUAUAUAUAUAUGGUUUUGAACCUGUCCUGGUAUCUGAUUUCCUCAAAAUAAACCUAGAGAAAUAAACCUUGUGUCAAUUUAAUAAAAUUUGCACACUGAGUCAGGAAAUAAGCGAACGAUAUUUUAUCCUUGCAGAGCUCUCAAUCAAGCUUAGACCUGUAGUCAGAUUCCCUGGUCAGGAAGGUAUUUUGUGGAACAGUCAGUCAAGCUGAAAUCAAUGACAAAAGUUGAACUUAGUUGAAGGUCUAAGUAGACAGAUUGUUUUAUUACAUUGUUCAUUACACUUUAAACAUUAAUAUAAGACUUUAUGUAACAGAAUUUAGAACAUUCAGUGUAUGGUGCCUAAACUAUAUGGAUAUUAUAUUUUGGAAGACCAAAGUAUAACUUUAUAACGUUUUAUAUUACAUACUUUUAGAAUCUUAAAAUUAACUAAUGUCAUUGCUUCUAUUUAGUGUGUUUUGAAAAUGAAGAGGCUUCUUCAAAACUCCCCAGCUGUAAAGAGAUGGAUGGUUCACACUGGCAUAAGUUCUCCAUAUGGUCUGAAGAUGGACAUGAAUUCAUAUUUUUGUGAGGUUGAAGUGUGUUUGUGGCAGGAAAAGGAGUGAAUUCUUAGUGAAAGCAAUUGGUGACUCAAUGGAUAAUCAGUCUUUGAACUAACAAUAUCUUAUGUGCUGACCACACGACACAGGUGUCAGCAACGCAUAAAGACAAGCAUCUGCACUGGACAUUAUGAAAGAUUCUUCUUAAAUUCUCCUAAUCAUUUCUAUUUCGCACCUUGGGGAAAUCAUGGCACAGAAAGCAAAUAAAUACAAAUGUAGCUUUUAAAAAUUGUCGAUGUGCCAGUCAGUUUUCUGGCUGAGCCAGAAUGUAUCUGAAAUAAAUGUGUUGUAUAAAAACUAAAAUAUAUUUUGCAAAAAUUUAUAUGUAUGCUAACAACAAAUUUAGUAUGUUUGAUAUUACAAAAAUGUAUAUAUUUAUAUAUACCAUGUAUAAAGUAAAACAUUUUGCAUUAUUGUCUCCUAAUUUAAUAUCACUAACAAGUUUUAACGUAUGUAUAUGGUUUUAUAAAUUAAAGAUGUCGCUCUAAUUGUGUAUAAAUACAUAAUGUGUGUGUGUGAUCUCCAAUGGGAUAUUUACUUUUCUUUAAAAAUGAUUUACAGUGUGAUUUUUAUCCCACUCCUAAAGAGAGAUGCUGUACAGAGAAUUUAUUCAGUAGACACUAUCAAUUAUGUAUACUUAUGUGGAGAGGCAUAUUUAAAUAUAUUUAGAAAUGUCUAAUUGCAUAUGCUAUACUUUGAGAAUUGAAUUGACAUGGUAGAAGUACAAUGCUUUAUAAUCCAAUUUAAAGAUACGUUGUUGCUUUUCUGCUAAUAAAUAUUAAACCAGUCAAAAUAACAACAAUAUUCGAGUAUAUAACAACAGUUUACCAGUUGAUUCCACUGGAAUUUAGCAUGCCUAUUGGAGGAGUUAGAAACAAACCCAAUAGCUUGGUCACUGGUGGUAGUUGCUUUGAUAUAACUAACUUGGUAUACGUUUAAUCUUCUUAGAUUUGAUCUGCAAUUUUAUACUAUUUUGUAUUAAAACUGUAUAAAUAAAUAUGGUUUGGACGGCAACAUAAAAGAGAAUGAAGAGAUAACAUAGAACAUUUGAAACAUACUCCAUAGGUAAAACUAUUUACACAAGUGGGGACUGGCCAAAUUCAACAUGUUGUUUCAAUAAAAAAUUGAGUAAAAAGAUGAGUAUCAUUUCCUCUCAAAGUUUCAAAUGUUCAUGUUUACAAAUUUGUCCUGCACAUUAAUAUGUAAACAUACAUUAUGGUGAGCAGAUGUACAGGAAAAUGUUAUCGUAUCUUUGUAUUUAGUUGAAAUGUAUAUAUAUAUAUAUAUUUAUUGGAUCACUUUUGACUGCUUAAAAGAGUUACAACAGUUAAAGUUAAAUAUGAUAGAAAAUUCUGAGAGUAUAAUACAAUGCAUUGUAGCAAUUAAACACUUCAGUCAAAUAUUAUAUUAUUAUUAACACGAAAGAAUUAUGACUUUGAUUUAAUAUCACAUUCUUAUGAACUUGAUUAUAUAAUGUAAUAUUUUAGCUACAAAACCUGUAAUUAACAAUUUAAUGUCUUACUAAUAUGAAAAGGAAUAAAAUCAUGAUCUUAAGUUAG